Epithele typhae is the source of this 306-nucleotide messenger RNA. RefSeq names its product mitochondrial/chloroplast ribosomal protein L54/L37. The transcript is spliced from 3 exons. The coding region runs from base 1 to 306 and encodes 101 amino acids. NCBI's taxonomy places the organism in Eukaryota, Fungi, Basidiomycota, Agaricomycetes, Polyporales, Epitheliaceae. The record is from RefSeq and is a predicted model, not a curated record.
AUGUCCUUCUCCCUCGUUCCUGCUGCCCUGCGACGACAAGCCCAGAUCGCUGCGCUCUGGGCGCCCCGGAGGUGCCUCUCUAGCGCGAGCCACCCGCGCGGAGGCGAAGCCGAAGAAGGCGAACAAGUCUUCAGGACCCCCAGGCGCUCCUCCGCGCCAGAAAACACGGUCCUCGCGGGGCUCGCCUACCUCAAGAGCCAGCCGGAGCUCGUCGACGACGGACCGGGCGGGAAGGCGGAGAAGGCGCGGAUGCGCAAGGAGAACCGAGAGAGGAUACGGGUCUCGAACUUCAUGAAGACGCAGUAG